Messenger RNA from Cornus florida, 1209 nucleotides. RefSeq names its product protein SODIUM POTASSIUM ROOT DEFECTIVE 2-like. The record is from RefSeq and is a predicted model, not a curated record. Gene Ontology annotation, molecular function: metal ion binding. The transcript is spliced from 3 exons. Lineage: Eukaryota; Viridiplantae; Streptophyta; Magnoliopsida; Cornales; Cornaceae. Bases 140 to 1027 code for a protein of 295 amino acids.
CUCCAACUCCAAGUGUUCGAGCUUAAAAGCAGAUGGAACAACUUUGCUGGUGAGUUCUUCUCUAUCUCUCUCUAAAAGUUGAAGAAAUGCAGAUUCUCUAAAACAUUAUUACUCUGCUUUCAUUUCCCACUUUUCAAACAUGAGAGGAAUCGAUAUAUUCUGCGCAUCCCAAGCUGCAACCGCCAUACGUGCUUCCACCAUGGACGAAGCUUCCUCCUCCUCCAUCACCGCCACCGCCGCCACCAUCCACCUAGGCCGAGCCAUCGACCGCCACAAUCCCAUCAUCAGAGACCCCAAAAGAAUCACCAAAUCGCUCCCUCCUUGCUCUUCUCAACUACCCAUUACGCCAAAACCUCUCAACCCCACUAAUCAUCACCACCACCACCAUGCCAUCAAGAGUACUAAAAACAGCAUCUUCAAGGCAAAUAAUGAUAAUCAUCAGAGCUCCAAGAAGAGCUCAUCGAAACCACCAAGUGAUGAUGACAAUAAGAAGAAGAAGAAAAAGGGUUGUGCUAAGCCAAGUGAGCAGAGUAUCAUUCUGAGGAAGAGCUGCGUUAAUAGGCCUGGUGAUUUUAUCAGCCCUCCUGCUUCUACAAGGUACCUGUUGGGUGAUAGAACAACCUUCUUGGAUGUGUUGUCAGACAAUUUUGACCCUGUUUUAGCAUUGGUUCCAGUGGAAAAUAACAACAGGUCUCAAGCUCAUGAUCAUGUGAAAACAGAGGAAUCCUCUUCUUCAAAACCACCCUCUGAUCAGGUGGUUGUUUUGAGGGUAUCACUCCACUGCAAGGGCUGUGAAGGAAAAGUUAGAAAACAUAUCUCUAGAAUGAAAGGGGUGACAUCCUUCAACAUAGACUUUGCAGCUAAGAAGGUAACAGUUAUCGGGGAUGUCACGCCAUUGGGAGUCCUCGCGAGCGUGUCAAAGGUGAAGAGUGCGCAGCUGUGGACGCCUGCAAUGUCAUCUUCUGCCCCGAUUGGUGGCUCGAGUUAUGCAGAAGUCAAGAAACAACACAAGGGAGUUGGUGCAUGAGAAGAAAUUAGAGCAGUGCAAAAAUUUACCCAAGGUUGUGUGUUGCAGUGCUGAAAUGUAGUGUACAUGAAGUGUUAGAAUGAAGUGAAUGGUUCUUAAAUUUUAACUAGUUCUAGACUUCUAGUAUAGUUAUGGACCAAGACUCAUGUGGUAUUAUUAUUAUGAUUAUUAUUAUUUUCUUA